AUGAGUGAUAGCACGCAAUUAGCAGAUUCGUUUUUAUUUGACUCAACUACUAGUCCUGACCCAGUUAUCAGUGUGAGUAAAGAUAAGCGUGUUGUAAAUGUCGUUGAUGACAACAACAGUUCGUAUCAAUCGGGAACUGUCAUCAUUAAUGCGACUUCACAACUAAAUGGCUCGACUGGCUAUGGCAGUCUUCGAGAUGCAUAUGUUGUCGUUCCUUAUGUAGUAACGGUUAAAAAUACGUCUGGCGCUGCUCUUAAUGGUACUCUAAAUCGUUUUGCGGUAGGAUUAAAGGCUGGUGUAUGGAACAUUUUAGAUAAAUUAGCGGUUGAAAUUAACGGUAAAAGUGUCAUUACGAGCAAUGACUAUAAAAAUUAUUGGAACAAUUUACGAGCUCAAACUGAAUGGUGUGAUGAUGAUUUAUUAAAGAACGGUGCAGACUGCUAUCUUGCUCCAGAUGAUGUAGUCAGUCUGAAUUUCCCACAAAGUAGUAGCCAUCCUACCGCUUCAACACAAGGAGAUGGUUUUGUGAAUAAUUCAGUUAAUGCUGCCACAACUGUAGCUACUGGUUUAAUUCCAGAAACAACUCCAGCUCUUAAUAACGGACUAAUCCAGCGUCUAAUUUGGAAUCCACAACAAAUUGGUACCUCUGAUGCCACUGGAGCAACGAUUACAGCAACAAACCCUCUUGGUUGGCCGACAACGCGAAGUGGUGCAAUUCUCUCUAAAAUUCAACAACAAGGUACUGGUGGAUACCUUCGUUUAGUUGACCUCCAUCCCAUCUUUAAGGAAUUGGAUCUUGUUGCGAACCCUCAAAUCAAAUUAACGAUGACGUUCAAUACCGGCUUUGUUGAUAUCACAACUGCAACUGGUGAUUUAAUGAGCUUAUCCUCUCUCUCCCUAAACGGUUGCUCGACGGUUCCAGUAAUGGUAUCAAGUGCGGCCCCAGGUAAUCCAAAUGCAGGAAAACUUACAACUGGUGGAGCUGGCUCACUUCGAGUAGCUUUCGGCGUUAUGUCCAACAACAUUACACAGAUCUCGACUUCUGGUCAAAUCUUCCCAUUUACAACGACUCGUUUAUAUAUCCCUUUCUACGAUAUCGCUAAUCAAAGUCAAAUUGUUGCUAAACCUGUAAAGAAAAUCAAUUACCUCGAUUGCUACGCACAGUAUUUCAAAUCAAAAGCAGGCACUGGCCAACAGAACUCUCAGCAAAACGCUCCGUUUAGCUUUCAAUUAUCUUCAAGCCUAAAGAAUAUCAAAUACAUUGCUCUGAUUCCAUUCAGUGAAACAAGCAGUGGUCAUUUCCUAAGCGCAACGAAUAUUGAACAAUUUCAAUCCCCGUUUGACAGUGCUCCAUGGACUUGUCAGCCAGGAGCAAGCAUUCGCAAUUUCCAAGUAAUGGUUGGCAAUGAAAAUGUAUUCAACAAAACGCAUGAUUACUCAUUUGAAUCGUUCCAAGACGAAGUCAAGAAGCUCGGAGCUAUUAAUGGAGCUCUAUCGCAUGAGAUUAGCAAUGGAUUAUUUGAUUCCUACAAAUGGGAUGUUGGCCAGCGUGUUCUAAUUGCAGACUGCUCUCGAUUAACGAAUCCAGAUGUGCCUCAAUCUAUCCUUGUCUCCGGCACCAAUACUUCCAGUCAAGGAAUGAAUUGUCUAAUUCUCGUCGUAUACGGUCGUUCUAUGAGUAUCGAUCGAUUGACAGGGGAAGUAGUCGAAUAUGAGUAG
Messenger RNA from Phytophthora sojae, 1719 nucleotides. RefSeq lists its product as hypothetical. Bases 1 to 1719 code for a protein of 572 amino acids. The record is from RefSeq and is a predicted model, not a curated record. NCBI's taxonomy places the organism in Eukaryota, Oomycota, Peronosporomycetes, Peronosporales, Peronosporaceae. The transcript has 2 exons.